AUGGAAUCAAACAAAUUAAAAUAAAGUGGGCCUCUCCCCACACCCCUCAUUCUAUUGAGACAAAAGAAGGCACCCACCUUCUUCCUUCUUCAUCAUUCGACCAUAAUCUCAAGAGAGGGAGGAAAUCCCAGAAAAAUAACACCUUCCAUAGCCAAGGACAAGCAAGCUCAAGGAGGUCCAAGGGAAAGAAAAGUUUUCAGGAGGAAAAACUAGGUGGAUUAAGGAACUUGAUUUAAAGUAUUUUUGAGCUUCGCCGGAGUUUCGCCGGAGUUGGUCAAAGUUCGCCGGAAUUAGUCAAAGUUCAAUCGGGAAGCGUAGAACGCGCUUAAGCUCACUUAAGAUUGUUGACGUGUCCGGGUAGGUCCAGGGCGUGACAGGCUGAAGACGUUCCAGCGGAGGAAGCGGUGGUGGGCUUCCCGGUGCUCGGGCAAGUGCUGACUGACCGCAAGGUCAGGUUCGCGGAGCUUAAAGAAAAGAUGAUUACUCUCUGGAGGCCAGGGAAAGAAGGUUUGAUUUUGGAAAAAAGAUUUGGAUCUCAUCUUAGAGCAAGUAGCGGGGUAAAGACCAACCCUAAAGGAGGGCAAGCCGGGUUACUGGAGGGCUCAUCGAGCUCUGGCAAACUGGGAGUCGGCCCAGAGAAGGAGGCAAGGACAGAAUCUGCUCAAAGCUUCACACAAGGAGGUGAGGUGCCAAAGGAGGAGGCCUCCAAAAGUAGGAAGAUCUGGGAGGUCCAGACAGAGGAAGAACUAGAGGAGGACAACAUGGCCACUGAUGGGACAAAAAAUGGGGAGGAGGUGGGUUUGAUUCCUUAAGCCCGUCAGAUACACUGGUUGAAGGUGUAAGGCCGAAAGGUGGAAGACUGGUUCUAGUUGUCUGGCGGCAAAAAGGAUGUUAUUUAUUCUGUUUUGUUUUCUAUUUCGUUAAUUUUUGCUGUAGCUUUUGGAUUUGUUUCUGGUUUCCUGUUCUGGUUUGUAAGACAUUGGGUUUGGAUGUGGGGGAUGAGAGGAAUUUGGUAACCGAGUUAGGCUUAUUGUUUCCCGGUUAUGGAUCAGCGAAUUAUAUUGCUACGGCGAUUAAUUCCGAGUCUGGUUCGAGGGAUGAUGGUUAUCAGUUUUUUUUUGUCAGUUGACUCAUACUCUGAACUUUUAUUGGUUAUUUAUCUAAGCCGAUUUCAGUCAAAAAAACAACAAAAGCAUAUAGAAUAGUAACUUCCUACUUAUUUUAAUUAUUAUAAAAUUCAUCACAUGAAA
This is a messenger RNA of Cuscuta epithymum, 1250 nucleotides long. The record is from the annotation of a GenBank genome assembly. NCBI's taxonomy places the organism in Eukaryota, Viridiplantae, Streptophyta, Magnoliopsida, Solanales, Convolvulaceae.